AUGUAUUUCAUUUAUUUGCCUUAUUUAUUUUUCAUCUCUUCUGCAAAAGCAGGUAAUGAUAAGGAUAUUAAUGUAUGUAACAGAGCAGUGCCAGCACCACCAGUCGCACCUGGAGCAGUUCCAGCAGUUCCACCACCUCCAGCAUUUGUGCAGCGCCCAACCGUUGAUCCAAACCUAUGCGCCGAUCUUGACCCAGCAUGUUCAGCCAUAUUUGCAGUGGAAGACCAAGAUACACUUCAGAAUCAACGUGAUCCGUAA
Molecule: messenger RNA, 258 nt
Organism: Dracunculus medinensis (Guinea worm)
Lineage: Eukaryota; Metazoa; Nematoda; Chromadorea; Rhabditida; Dracunculidae
Source: the annotation of a GenBank genome assembly